Molecule: messenger RNA, 802 nt
Organism: Morus notabilis
Lineage: Eukaryota; Viridiplantae; Streptophyta; Magnoliopsida; Rosales; Moraceae
Exons: 3
Coding region: 274-615 (113 amino acids)
Source: RefSeq, a predicted model, not a curated record
CUUGCUUCUAAUGAAAUUUUUAUUAUUCCCAAAAUAGCCCUGAAAACCUAUCAUCUGAAACUCUCUUCGUGCUCUCAGCCUCAGCCGCUCCUGAAACUCUCAGCCUCAGCCUCCUCUCGUGCUCUCUCGCCUUAGCCUCUCUCAGCCUCUCCCAGCCUCUCUCAGCCUAAGUGAUAUCAGCUUUGUGGUUUUGAGGCAUAAAUAAAAGCACCCAUCCUCCUAUUUUCCUCUCCGAGGCCUUGUAUUUGCUUCAGAAACCCAAAUGGGUGGGUGAUGGGAAGAUCUUCACUUUGGCUGAAGUCUCCGACCACAACACUUCCAACGACUGUUGGCUUAUUAUCAGUGGCAAGGUACUCUAUGAUUGGAAAAAAGUCUUCUGACAUUAUCACUUGUUUAGAGUUACUGUGGCUGAACUCUGAAGAACAAAAAUAUGUACAAACACUUUGCUUGGAAAUGGAAGAACAAGGCUGCGUUUGGUUUGUUGGAUUUUGGAGAUGGCAAUACCAAUUUCAAAGGAAUGGCUUUUCCAUUAGCGUGAUCUACAUUUUCAAAGGGUUGAGGAUAAUCCAGAUGAUUUCGUUUAUGAAGAGAAUCAACCAGAUGACAAUAAUGUAGAAGACAAUCAAGUUUUACUAUCACUGGAAAUGGAUGGAGUACGAGAUUAAAUUGCGGCAACCUUAAUGAAUACGACUUAAUUCUUUUCAUUUGAGUUAAGUUUGUAGGUAUAUACGCGUGUAUUUGUAAGACUUAAGUUUGUAUUUGUACGUAUAUACAUGUUUGUAGGUAUAUACGUGGUGUGUGU